Messenger RNA from Penicillium griseofulvum, 1815 nucleotides. RefSeq lists its product as uncharacterized. The coding region runs from base 1 to 1815 and encodes 604 amino acids. Lineage: Eukaryota; Fungi; Ascomycota; Eurotiomycetes; Eurotiales; Aspergillaceae. The transcript has a single exon. The record is from RefSeq and is a predicted model, not a curated record.
AUGACCUACGAUAAACAAAACAAUGGCAGUCUCGCCAAACCGUUUACACCCACCCUCAGCGCUGCAUUCCAUAGGAGUAACAAGGCUCCCCUGACACCAAAACUUGCAAGUCCAAGUCAAGGUCCAGGAUUUCCACGCCGUCUCGCACAACCCGACCACCCCUAUUCCACCCCCUCCAAAGACGACUCCCCCGCGGCCCCGACCUUUCUAAGCGCCAAUGUCACUCCACGAUCUGGUCCUCGAACCACCCGACGAGAUGGCGCUAUUAACUCCCCAACAAAUACAUCAUCUGUCCCCUCUCCAUCUCCACACACACCUUACUCUCAGUCGACUAUCGGUUAUGGCCGUCGAGACCGUAGCCCGGCUCGCGGGGUCAAGCCGGAACAAUCCCGAAGUCUGAGGGCGAAGACCCUGGCGGUAGAGAACCAGCCCAUAUCACGUCCAAAUUCUUUCUCGGAUGUGACCACGGGGGCUCCGCUGUUCUUUCAUGCAUCCGAUGCACGAUCAUCGCAUCCCUGUGAGCUGCCAGAUGCCCCUCGCCCGAGGCCCCAAGGGAAGACAUCCCCAGCCUCAAGCUUCAUAUAUGCGAACGGAGAUGAAGAACGAAAAUCACUAGCGGAGCAGUCGAAUGUUACAUCCACUUCUGCCAAACGUCGAUCGGGUGGUCUUCCCCGCCCCCUACCUGCCAGUAAACCAGCAUCUUCUUCCUCGCGGUUGAGUUCUCCCGGGCUUUCAGAUGCGGUUUCACACCCUCCGGAAGAUCUCAGAUUACCAUACAUUGCCAGCGCUGAUAAUGGAUUGGGAAUCACCCCGCGUUUUGGCUCGCCGUCGUCUAGCACAAUCGGCGAGAAAACACGACCACUACUCCUACCGGUCCGACAUACCAAGUCUUCAAGUGUUGACUCAGGCCGUCAUAGCAAUCAUCCACAAGAUACCCUGCGAGCAAGCCCGGUCAUUGUAUCCGGAAACCAUUCUGGUGAAGGUGCAGCGCCUGUGAUGUCGGAGCAGAUCCCCACCCUUCGCCCUCGCAUCUUCAGCAAUGGAUCAACAGUCUCAACUGAUACAUACCCUCCUGCACCACUUAGCCCCGGGAAAUCCGAGGGCCCGAGCGAGGCAGCUCUUAAUGCGCGCACUGAGCGCAAGAUCAUGGACUUGGAAAUUAGCAACUCUUCACUGCUAGCCAUCAAUCGUACCCUGGAGCGCGAAAUGCGGCAACAAAAGGCAGAACUGCGGCGGUUCAGACGACUGAGCCGCUCGGGGCGGAUCUCAAUGGCACCUUCCACCCGUUCAUUCUCCGGGGCGGCACUAUCAGUGACCAGUGAGAUAGAUGAGGGCGAAAGCGAGAUUUCCAACCGGUCACCAGACGAUAUGUCCGAUAUCAGCGACGAGGACUCAACUGCAGACGAAAGUAUCAUGAGUCCGGGCUCGCUGGCCGAGCAUGAUGCCAAGCACCGUAUCAAUGACGAGAAACGCGUCAUGCUUGACUUGGCGCGACACCAGGAGGUCCUUGUGGACAGCCAGAGGAUGAACCAAAGCCUCAAGCGCUGUUUAGGAUGGACCGAAGAACUCAUCAAGGAGGGACAGCGGGCCCUUGAGUACAAUGUGCACAUUCAAGACAUUGAGCUGGGUGGUCGAGUCCUAGCACCUGAAGAGUUGGGGGAAAUCGGUGAGAGUGGCCGUGGUCUUUUGAGCCCUUCAACCGAAUAUACCGCCAUCCUUUCUCCUGUGUUAUCCUCCGAGGUGUCAUUUGUUGAAUCGCCAUCUGUUGGAACAAUAUCUUCUACGCCAUCUAUUUCUGCUGAUCCAAGUACAUGA